This is a messenger RNA of Acanthisitta chloris (rifleman), 1369 nucleotides long. It is a transcript of the gene RGS20, whose product is annotated as regulator of G-protein signaling 20. Bases 4 to 660 code for a protein of 218 amino acids. Lineage: Eukaryota; Metazoa; Chordata; Aves; Passeriformes; Acanthisittidae. The transcript has 4 exons. The record is from RefSeq and is a predicted model, not a curated record.
CCCAUGGGAUCAGAGAGGACGGAGAUGCGCAAACGGCAGAUGUCUACGACCCAGGAGACCCCAAGUGCUGCACAGGCUCAGCUCAGCACAGGAAAUCGAGGGUCCAAUGCCUGCUGCUUUUGUUGGUGCUGUUGCUGCAGCUGCUCAUGUCUUACUGUUAGAAAUCAAGAGGAAGAAAGAGCAAGGAGAACAUCUCAUGAACUCCAAGCAGAGGGUAUUCCAAACUGCGAGGAAAGCCCUGCUCCUACUCUCGAAGAAGUAAAUGCCUGGGCUCAAUCUUUUGACAAGCUGAUGCUUACUCCAGCUGGCAGAAAUGCUUUCCGUGAGUUUCUACGAACAGAAUUCAGCGAGGAAAACAUGCUUUUCUGGAUGGCCUGUGAGGAACUCAAACAAGAAUCCAACAAAAGUGUCAUUGAAGAAAAAGCAAGACUCAUUUAUGAGGAUUAUAUUUCUAUUCUUUCUCCAAAAGAGGUCAGUCUGGACUCGAGAGUAAGGGAAGUUAUUAACCGAAAUAUGCUGGAACCCUCACAACACACCUUCGAUGACGCACAGCUUCAAAUUUACACCUUAAUGCACAGAGACUCCUACCCACGGUUUAUGAACUCUGCUAUUUAUAAGGACUUGCUUCAGUCCUUGUCUGAAAAAUCCAUUGAAGCAUAGAAUUUUUUCUUAAAUGUAUUUAUUUUCAAACAAACAGAACUCUGGGCUACAAAAAUCCACAGGGAAUUUAGAAUUAAUCAGAUAUUUUACCUGAAAAUAACUCAGGCAAGUUUCACUACAGACUGAAUGUUUAAAUCCGCACAAUGUUCUGACACAAUCAGCUAAAUACAGUUUCUGAUCAAAUUUAGUGUUAUUUUGCAAAAGAGGAUGAAUGAAAGAUUCAAAAAAUGGAGUAUUUUUUCAAACACAGCACACAACUCAGAUGCAAAACUGUUACAACAUGUGUCUGAGGUACGAAUGCCAACUGAGCACGAAAUUCAAUUUUUAAGUGGAGUGUUAGAAUUUUCUUGAGAACCAAACCAGUUGCCCCAUCCACACUGUGGCCAAAAUAAAACCAUUACUGCUGAGCCUGGGUUACUCUGACAAUGCCAUCACACCUGGCACUUGUUUGGGUACCUUUCAUGCAUACAGGGUGUGCUAGUGGAAAUCGGCCUGGCAACAUCGAUUUCAAUCAAGCUUGUGAAAGUUACUGGUCGAAAUAAUGCUGCCUAUAAAAAACAGAUCUUUUGCUGAAGAAUUGUUAUUUUACUAUUAGAGUCUGAUGAAAGCAUUAAGUUCACAACGUUGAUGUUUAUAAAGUUAACUUACUUACUUAGGAGGAAGAUAACUUUGGGCAUUCGAAUUCCAAAAUAAAGCACAAGAAUUCUCA